AUGGCGUGCAAGCAAGAGACACAGCGGCUCACCCAGCAGGGUGGCCUUGUCGCGCGGCCCAUGCCACCACCUGGAGUGCGAGACGUCAGCUGUGCCUGGCCACCUGACAUGCGCAUGCAUCUAUAUGGCAUGUCGGACGAGGCGGCAGAGGAGGAGUAUCAGCGCCUCUACAGCCAGUUUCAGCACAGGCGCACACGUCGGCGAGAGCAGCAGCCCAAUGCCGUAGACAGUGGGCGCCGCAUCUUACCGUGCACUUCACCCACUCCUGCACCUGGAGCGCGCACCGUUGGUCCCAACAUGGAUCCGGAGGCACAGCGCAUCGUCAGCCCCGACGUGGCGACAUGGAUAUUAGCGAUAGCGAGUCUGGCUAAUUCGAUACCCUGUCAGGCCAAUUUGACACCCCGAACAGGUCAAUUCGAUACCCUGUCAGGCUAA
Messenger RNA from Volvox carteri f. nagariensis, 435 nucleotides. RefSeq lists its product as uncharacterized. The coding region runs from base 1 to 435 and encodes 144 amino acids. The record is from RefSeq and is a predicted model, not a curated record. Lineage: Eukaryota; Viridiplantae; Chlorophyta; Chlorophyceae; Chlamydomonadales; Volvocaceae. The transcript is spliced from 2 exons.